Molecule: messenger RNA, 3955 nt
Organism: Pseudoliparis swirei
Lineage: Eukaryota; Metazoa; Chordata; Actinopteri; Perciformes; Liparidae
Product: choline transporter-like protein 5-A
Exons: 24
Coding region: 1-2949 (982 amino acids)
Biological process (GO): transmembrane transport
Cellular component (GO): membrane
Molecular function (GO): transmembrane transporter activity
Source: RefSeq, a predicted model, not a curated record
AUGUCCUCCAAUCAGAGCCCACCACAGGGUCCCGCCCCUCCACACUCAAACCACGUGACCUCCCCUGAGCUGGCCGACUCAGGGCUGCAGCCCGGGGGACAACACCGGUUAUUUACAGCGACCCGGAGCCUGGAGGGAACCUGGAGCCUGGAGGGAACCCUGAGCCUGGAGGGAACCCUGAGCCCGGAGGGAACCCAGAGCCUGGAGGGAACCCUGAGCCUGGAGGGAACCCUGAGCCUGGAGGGAACCCUGAGCCUGGAGGGAACCCGGAGCCUGGAUGAGGCAGGAGAACCCGCCCCAUGCAGGGGGACUCACAGUCUGAACAACGGCCCGCGCCACGGGGCGCGCGCGCAGGAGCAGCCGGCCAGGCACACUUUGGCUCCCCCGGCCGGUGCUGCUUCUCUCCCGCGUCCCUUUGUCCGCGGACCGCAGCGCGCGCACCGCAGCGCGCGCCAUGGCGCCCCGCCGCUACGCGCCGAGCGGCUCGGCCGUGCGGAGCGAGGCGGCCGCCGGAGCUCCGGGCCGCGGCCACGGAGAACCACACCAGUUCGAUCCUUCCUUCAGAGGUCCAGUCCUCAGAAGGUGAGAAGACAGCUGGAGAAACUACACCAGCGCAGGGCGGAAGGUCCUGAUGGCGUCAGCCCCAGGGUCCUAAAGACCUGCGCCACCCAGCUGUCUGGUGUCCUGCAGCGCCUCUUCAACCUCAGCCUGAGGCUGGGGGAAGUCCCGGUGCUGUGGAAGACGUCGUGCCUGGUCCCUGUCCCCAAGAAGUCAACACCAUCUGGCCUCAACGACUACCGACCGGUCGCCCUCACCUCCCAUGUGAUGAAGGUGCUGGAGAGGCUGGUCUUGGCCCACCUCCGGCCGCAGGUGAAAUCGUCGCUGGACCCUCUGCAAUUUGCUUACCAGCCUCAUGUGGGAGUGGACGACGCCAUCAUCUACCUGCUGCAACGAGCUCAGUCGCACCUGGAUGGAACCGGUGUCUCUGUGAGAGUCACUUUCUUUGACUUCUCCAGUGCAUUUAACACCAUCCAGCCACUGCUGCUGAGUGAGAAGAAGAAACCGAUCCUCUUCUAUUUCAACAUCUUGAAAUGUGCCAACCCAGCGAUCCUCAUCAACCUGCAGUGCCCCACGACCCAGGUGUGUGUGUCGGCGUGUCCGGACCGGUUCUCCACGUUCACCGACAUGCAGCUGCAACACAAACUGGGCCAGAAGAACUCCUGGAAGAACUACAGAGGGUUCUGCCAGCCGGGCUUCAACGAGCCGGACAAGCCGGUGUCUCAGGUUCUCCGGGAUGAGGACUGCCCCUCCGUGAUUGUACCCAGUAGACCAUUUCUCCAGCGGUGUCUCCCAGACGUCAUCAGGCUCAACGGCUCGGUGACGGUUGCGAACAGAAGCUUCAAAGACGCUCUGGAGACGACUCGCCGUGUCACGGAGCUCCACCACGCAGCCAGGGGUGUCAGCGGACUAGUGGACACCACGGAGCUGGGCGUGAAGAUCGUGGAGGAUUUGGCCAACUCAUGGCCGUGGAUACUCGUAGGCCUGCUCAUCGCCAUGGCGAUCAGCCUGCUCUUCAUCCUGCUGCUGAGGUUCACGGCCGGUCUGCUGCUGUGGACGACCAUCGUCGCCGUCGUGCUGCUGCUGGCCUACGGUAUGUGGUUGUGCUCCGCCGAGUUGAGCCGGCUGAGACUCCGACCCGGCUCCGACGUGGCCAUCGUGGAGGUGGGCCUGCAGACCGACCUGCAGGUCUACCUGCAGCUCUCUCAGACGUGGAUCCUGCUGCUGGCGUCCUUGGGGGCGGCGGAGGCGGCCAUCUUGUUGAUGUUGAUCUUCUUGAGGCAAAGGGUGCGAGUGGCCAUCGCCGUGCUCACCGAGGCCAGCAAGGCCGUCGCUCACGUCACGUCCACCCUCCUCUUCCCCGUCCUCACCUUCCUCCUGCUGAGCCUGUGCGCCUCCUACUGGGCGGUGACUGCCGUCUACCUGGCGUCCUCGGGGGAGGCCGUCUAUAAGGUCGUGUCUCCGGAGGCCGGCUGUCCCCAUGGCAACAGCACUUGCAACCCAGAGACCUUCAACAGAACCAGCGUGUCCCUCUCGGCGCCGUGUCUGGGCUCUCGGUGCCGCUUCUGGUUCUACGGCGGGGAGUCGUGGUUCCAGCGCCACCUCUUCCUGCUGCAGCUGUCCAACCUGCUGGCGUUCCUCUGGCUGCUGAACUUCCUGCGGGCCCUGGAGCAGUGCGCCGUGGCCGGGGCCUUCGCCAGCUACUACUGGGCCCGGAGGAGGCCCGGCGCCGUGCCGCCGUGGCCGCUGUCUGCGUCGCUCGGCAGGGCCGUCAGGUACCACACAGGGUCUUUGGCAUUUGGAGCUCUGAUUCUUUCCGUUGCCCAGCUGGUCCGGAUCGUCCUGGAGUACCUGGAGCAGAAACUCCGAGGCCUGGACAGCGGCCCGGCCCGGUUCCUGAUGCGCUGCCUGCAGUGUUGCUUCUGGUGCUUGGAGAAGUUCCUCCGCUACAUGAACCGGAACGCCUACAUCAUGGUGGCGAUCUAUGGGAAGAACUUCUGCACCUCGGCCAGAGAAGCCUUCUUCCUGCUGAUGAGGAACGUGGUCCGGGUGGCGGUUCUGGACCGAGUGACGGACUUCCUGUUGUUUCUGGGCAAAGUGCUGAUAGCAGGAGGAGUUGGUGCGAUUGCAUACCUCUUCUUCACAAGAAAGAUCCCUGUUGUCCAGGAGGAAGUGCCCAACCUCAACUACUACUGGGUCCCCCUGCUGGCGGUGGUGGGCGGGGCUUACCUCAUCGCUCACGGCCUCCUCAGCGUCUACGCCGUGUGCGUCGACACGCUGUUCCUCUGCUUCUGCGACGACCUGGAGAGACACGACGGUAGUCCGGAGAAGCCGUUCCUCAUGUCCCCCGAGCUGCACAGAAUUCUGGGUAAAUCCAGUGAGUCGCGUUGACCUCCGGCCUCGUCCUGCACACACAGCUGGAGAACGACGAGCCGUCAGGAGGACCGGUCGGACCCCGUGAGACCCUCGGGGUCAGGUUCAGGGACCAGGGGCCUCCUGAAGGAAGACUUUCAGACAGAACCACGUCAGAACCAGUUGGACCGGAGUCGUAUUCAAACCCUCCGAUGAGAAUGUGAGGAGGUCGUCUGAAGGUUCAGGAGUGAGUUCACGACAGGAUUCUGCAUCCUUCUUAAAGCUCCUACCACCUUCUCAAAGCUCCUCCCACGUUCUCAGAGCUCCUCCCACCUUCUCUGAGCUCCUCCCACCUUCUCAGAGCUCCUCCCACCUUCUUAAACGUCCUCCCACCUUCUCAUAGCUCCUCCCACCUUAUCAGAGCUCCUCCUACCUUUUCAAAGCUCCUCCCACCUUCUCAGAGCUCCUCCCACCUUCUUAAACGUCCUCCCACCUUCUCAAAGCUCCGCCCACGGUGCUGCUCCUUUCAAUCUAUUCACACGUAUUAUGAGAUUUCCAUCUGAUCGCGAUGAUGUCAUUUAAGUUUCAUGACUAAGCAUGCCACCGAGUUUAACCGCUAUUUAUUAUUUAAAUCUAAAAGUGAACGAAUAAAAGCUGAGGACACAUUUUGUUCUCGAGAGGCGAGUCGCGAUGGAAAGAGGGAAGUCAAGUCGACCACAUUCUCACGUCAUGUUCCGGAUGACUCUUGAGAGACUUGGGAGUGGGCGUGGCCUGUAGACCCAAACUCACACUGCCACGGCCCCGCCCCUCACGUGUGUGUGUGUGUGUGUGACAUUAGUAUUUACGGACAAGUCUCGGGAACCAAGACUCAACCCCACGAGGUCGUCGGGGUCGGCGCUUCCUUCACGCUCGUUUUGAACCGUCCGGUUUUUGUGAUCGUGACAGAAGUUCAGUUUUUAUAAGAUGGAUUGAAUUUUUUUAUUUGUAAUGUGUGUUUUUUAUAUCUGUAAAUUAGUUAAAAUACAAUAAAGUGUUCAUACCCUGA